AUGCGGGAGCCAACGACACACCUGGUUGCAACGACGCGGCUCAGGAUCCCGGCACCCAGCGUGCACACCUUCUUCGACUUCAGAGAUGGUGUGCGAGACAUACCCGAAAAUUGGACGUGGGAACACUUGACGAUGCAGUUCUUCGUCUUUGUGGAGGCGUGGCGGCGAUACGGACUCGAGCGCGGGUUCAGCUGGGACUUUGGCUCGGACGAGGCCGUAGCCGACCUACUUGGUGCCAUGCUGGUGAACUUUGUCGCCAUGAUGAGCAACGGGGCGUUGGAGAUUGAAGGUUACAAGAUUGAGCGCUACAACGAUGAGUGGGAAGAAUGGCUGGAUGAAUUCCAUCCUGGGGUGAUGAAUGGGAAUGAGCGGUUGCAUAAGUCGGACGAAGAGGAUGCGUACUGUCUUGAGGGCCUCGGUAAGGGUGCCGUGUCCUGGACCGUGGGAAGUACUGUCACAGAAGUGUUAUUCAGAUAA
This is a messenger RNA of Geosmithia morbida, 477 nucleotides long. RefSeq lists its product as uncharacterized. Bases 1 to 477 code for a protein of 158 amino acids. The transcript has a single exon. The record is from RefSeq and is a predicted model, not a curated record. Lineage: Eukaryota; Fungi; Ascomycota; Sordariomycetes; Hypocreales; Bionectriaceae.